GUUUGUUUCUAUAACAGUAGGAGUAGGAAACACAUAUGGGGAGGUAUAUUUUAACCGUGCAAUUGCUUUCAGGCUUUCAGCACAAUUUGGUCGAGAAAUUGUUGCAUCAGAAAGACGUUAUUUUUCGUGUUCCUUCUUUUAUUAAUUUCUUUGUUGUGUUCACUUAAAGACGCAGUAUCGAGCGAUCGAAUAUGGAUCAAAGUUUAUUGAAUCAAAUCCAGUAUUUGACAUGAUUAUUUAUAUGAGGAAAAAGUAUUCCAAACAAAAGUUACAUAGUGCUAAGGAAGCUCGCAAUAAAAGAUGCGACACCAAGUGUCAAGAAAUUGCGUUCUAAUUACUUCUUUCGCUUAGAUUCAAAUUUUGCAGUAAAAUAAUGUUGUCUAUUUCAGGUUUAAUAAAACAUCAUAAGCAGGAAUCAUUAGAUAAAUCUUACAACACAAAUGAAAGUCUUCCGAAUCAAAACUCAGGUCUUGCAAACUCUUUUAAGUGUACAAAUUUACUUCAGAAAUGUGAGCCGCCUUCUAAAACUUCCGCUAGUUCUUCGUAUAAUGAAGUGACAACUACUAAUAUAUACAUUAAUCCGAACUUUAAACCACAAAAGUCUUCUAUACAUAUCAAUCCAAGGUUACAGGAAAAGUCUUCGGUACAUGUCAAUCCAAGAUUACAGGAAAAAUCUUUAAUACAUGUUAAUCCAAGAUUACAGAGAAAGUCUUUAAUACAUGUCAAUCCAAGAUUACAAGAAAAGUCUUUAGUACAUGUCAACCCAAAAAUGAUGAGAACUGUUAUUAAUUCUAAUGAAAAUGUGGAAAAUAAUUCCAUAAAAUUAACAUCAAAUAUUAAAGAUAACUUUUUGCAGAAGCAAAAUUCUAUAAAGAAAUCAGUGUAUGUAAAUCCAAAAUUAAUUAAAAAAUUAUCUUCCUCGAUACAUGCUAAACCAGUUGAACAGAAAGAAACAGUAACACAGAGUAUUAGCUAUCCUGCCUGUUCGAGAUUAAAAUUUGUUAAAAAUGUAAAUUCUGUGAAACCUAUUAUUAAUCCUAAAAAAAAUAAUUCUAAUAUUGUACUUCUGUCUAAAAGAAAACUUAUACGCGUAAAACGAAAUUCAAAAAAGUCUUUAAAUACAUUUCAAACGGAAAUUCAAAAAUAUAGAAGAUCUUUAAAUUUGUUAAAGAAUACUAAAACGCCGUCACAGAAAGUUCUAAAAACAAAAACAAUAAGUACUUCACCACAAUCAAUUAGGACAGAUAUAGAUUCUACAAAAUCUCCAAUUAUGAAGCCACAAUCAAUUAGCAAAGAUAUAAAUUCUAUAAAAUCUCCAUUUAUAAAACCUAAAAUAAAUAAGUAUAGAAUAGAUAGAACUAUACCAAAAAAUAUUGGUAUCAAAGAUCAUUCAAACCAAACUCGGAAAAUAGUCACGAAUAAAAAAAUGGAAUUAAUUACAAUUGGAGGAAUCGUCUACAAGUCUUCUAAAAAUCAAUUAGUACGUAAAAGCUAUGGAAUAAAAAAAAAACAAACAAAUAUAAAAAAUGAUAAAUUUAUUGUGGCAACAAAUGGAAAAAAAUUAUGUAGGAUAAGGCCUUUAAAAGAAUUAUUAGGAAAUUCAAAACUGAAAGUACUUCAUAAAACUGCUGGAACAAAACUUUUGUCCAAUUUGUCUCAGAAGAAUAGCUAUAAAACUAAUGUUAGCAAUAAAGUUAAACAGAGAAGCAUACAAAUAUUACGUAACAAAAUGCAGAAAAACAAUCAACCAUGUUUAAUAUUCCAACGAUUUGGAUAUUGUUCUAAUCAUGAAAAAGGAACUUGUCUAAAACGCCAUGAUGAAAAACAAAUUUCUCUUUGUAAAAAAUUUCUCCAAGGCAAUUGUUUACUAGAUAAAUGUCCAUUGUCUCAUAAUGUAGGUCCUGAAAAAAUGCCGACUUGUAAAUAUUUUUUAGAAGGUUGUUGUACAAGGGAUGGAUGUCCUUAUCGUCAUAUUAAAGUUUCUUCUAAUACCCCGAUCUGCAGAGAAUUUUUGCAAGGAUAUUGUGCUAAAGGUCAAGAGUGCAAACAACGUCAUGAAAAUCUAUGUCCAGAAUUUGAGAAAAUGGAGAAGUGCAAUAAAGGUAAGCAUUGUCCUUACCCUCAUAAAUCACAAACAACUUUAACAAAACAAAAUCAUAUAAAACGAAAGUACAAUUUGCGUAAUGAACAAAUAACGCGUCCGAAUUUGAACGAUAAUAUGUCUUCUUCUAAUAAUGAAAACAGACUCAGAUACUAUGAACAAACAGAUACUGUUGCUGAUAAAAAUUUUAAUAAAAAAAGAGAUGGUCUUAUGAAAAAGUUAAAACUUAUGAAAGUUACAGCUCAGUCUGAUACUGUAAUAGAAAUACAUGAUGAUAUUGUAAAUUCAGACUCAAAUCUUGAGAAUUCCACAACGGAAGAUAUUUCCGAUGUUAAAGUAAUAAAACGGCCACCGAUCGGCAUUCUACCUGCCUAUAUACCUAUUGGUUGAUAUAGACGAUAACGCUAUGCGUAACAAUUUUUUGAUAUUUUUUAAAUCUUUCUGUGUAAAUACAAUUACUUUGUUUACUUCUAUUUACAUAUCACGUUUAGAAUUUUCAUUAUGAGUAAAAUUUAUAUUUCGUAGUUGACGCAAGAUUGAAUUUUGUACCAUACUGUAUCUAGGUAUAUACAAAAAUCAAGGACUUAUAUUUUAUGACAUGUAUAUACUUAUGUAAAUGAAAAAAUGUGUAUACUUGCUAAAAUGAAAGUAUUUUAUCUUUAUA
Molecule: messenger RNA, 2765 nt
Organism: Megalopta genalis
Lineage: Eukaryota; Metazoa; Arthropoda; Insecta; Hymenoptera; Halictidae
Gene: ZC3H3
Product: zinc finger CCCH domain-containing protein 3
Cellular component (GO): nucleus
Molecular function (GO): metal ion binding
Source: RefSeq, a predicted model, not a curated record